Homarus americanus (American lobster) is the source of this 849-nucleotide messenger RNA. RefSeq names its product skin secretory protein xP2-like. NCBI's taxonomy places the organism in Eukaryota, Metazoa, Arthropoda, Malacostraca, Decapoda, Nephropidae. The transcript is spliced from 5 exons. The coding region runs from base 1 to 849 and encodes 282 amino acids. The record is from RefSeq and is a predicted model, not a curated record.
AUGCCAUAUCGUCCUUGGGGGCCCUUGGAAAGGUCCCUGGUGGAGGUGUCGCCCAUGGGAGGGUCCCUGGAGGCGCAGAUGCCCCCGGGAGAAUCCCUAGGGGCGCAGACACCCGUGGGAGGGAAGGUCGUUGGAGACGCCGAUGCCCCUGAGAGGGUCCCUCAGGGCGAACCUGCCCAUGGAAGGGUUCCUGGGGGCGAACCCGCUCCUCGGAAGGUCACUUGGGGCGAGGCUGCCCCUACGAGGGUCCCUGGAGGAGCUUCUGCCCUUGGGAGGGUGCCUAUGAGAGUCCCUGGAAUCCCCGCCGUCCCUGCAUGCCAUAUGAAACUUGGGGACCCUUGGAAGGUCGUUGGAGACGUAAAUGCCUCUGAGAAGGUCUCUAAGGGCGAACCUGCCCAUGAGAGGGUCCCUAAGGGCGACCCUGCUCAUGGAAGAGUUCCUGGGGGCGACCCCGCCCCUGGGAGGGUCCCUUGGGGAGAGGCUGCCCCUAGGAGGGUCCCUGGGGGCGCUUCAGCCCUUCAGAGGGUCCCUGUGAGUGUCCCUGGGGGCCCCGCCAUCCCUGUGAGGGUCCAUGGAAGCCCCGCCGUCCCUGUAAUGGUCCCUGGGGGCGCCACCACCCCUGGGAGGGGUCCUGGGGGUGCUGCCUCUGAUGGAGGGCUCCGUGGAGGCGCCGUUGCCCCUGGGGGAAGGUCGUUGGAGACGCCGAUGCCCCUGAGAGGGUCCCUCAGGGCGAACCUGCCCAUGGAAGGGUUCCUGGGGGCAAACCCGCUCCUCGGAAGGUCCCUUGGGGCGAGGCUGCCCCUACGAGGGUCCCUGGAGGCGCUUCUGCCCUUGGGAGGGUGGCUAUGA